Messenger RNA from Racocetra persica, 267 nucleotides. NCBI's taxonomy places the organism in Eukaryota, Fungi, Glomeromycota, Glomeromycetes, Diversisporales, Gigasporaceae. The record is from the annotation of a GenBank genome assembly.
AUGGUCGACCUGUUAGGAGCCACCGACUUAGAUCAUUCAGAAGGACCUAUAGGUUGUUCAAUGCAAUUGGCUAUGAACAAAUCUAGCACAUUUUCACUUGGGAUACGUUCACGCAGACUUUCGAUUGCUUGGAUACGUUCAUGCCGAUUUUUCGCAGGAUACAUUCAUGCCGAUUUUCUCUUGGGCGCUUGGAUACGUUCAUGCCGACUUUUCGCAUGGAUUGCUUGGCAUGUUCAUGCAGAUUAUGUUCAUGCAGAUUUUCACUUG